This is a messenger RNA of Triplophysa rosa, 1737 nucleotides long. RefSeq lists its product as uncharacterized. The record is from RefSeq and is a predicted model, not a curated record. The transcript is spliced from 3 exons. The coding region runs from base 43 to 924 and encodes 293 amino acids. Lineage: Eukaryota; Metazoa; Chordata; Actinopteri; Cypriniformes; Nemacheilidae.
CUGCUUACUGCUUAACACACUGUUCUCAUUAUUACAUCACUAAUGGCUAAUGUUUCAGACGUGUUUUUACCUCUGAGUGCAGAUGAGGAAACGUUCGCACUUCAGUCGGAAUUGGAGGCUGUGGAGAAGCAGACACGGGUGCGAGAACAUAAAACGGCGCUGGAAACAUCCCGAGCUGACGCUCACAAAUCCGCGGUAAGUUUUCAUCACGAUUUUAAUACUCCUACCACUUCUACUCUGCGUGUUUCUAUGCACAGAGCCCAGGCUUCGAGAACACGAUCAGCCCAAAUGAACUUCACUCCUGCACUGGCACACCCACGGCGAAAGGCGCGAGCCAGGACUGGAGAGAUGACCCAACCGCCACCACCGGUCUUCGAGAGCCCAACCAGGAACCGCUUUGCCGCCCUCUGCAAGACGGAAUGCCACGCUGUGGUCAUCGGAGACUCAUUCUUCCGGAACGUACGCGCUUCCUCCACUAAAGGUAAGGUGCACACUCAUUGUUUUCCUGGCGCCCGUGUUCUUGAUGUCUCUGAGCAGGUACCUGCGAUCCUGAAGGACGACGCUAACGUCGGAGCUAUCGUGCUGCAUGCGGGGGUGAAUGACGUCAGGAUGCGGCAGUCGGAGAUCCUGAAGAGGGACUUUAGGAGUAUGAUCGAGACGGUACGCAACGCAUCGCCCACGGCGAGGAUCAUCAUAUCAGGGCCGCUUCCUACCUACCGAAGAGGGAUUGAAAAGUUCUGUAGACUAUUUGCUCUAAAUAAAUGGUUGAUGUCAUGGUGUAUUGAACAGAAGCUGCUCUUUGUUGAUAAUUUUGAUCUGUUCUGGGAGCGACCUAGGCUCUUCCGCCCUGACGGCCUGCACCCCAGCAGCAUCGGAGCGGCUCUUCUGUCUGACAACAUCUCAAAGACGCUACGCACCGUUUGACUACGUCUCCCACUGACAGGAUGGAAGUCCCAGCCCAGGAGGGAUGGAGACCAUCUCGUUUCAACAGAACUCCACAGGCUACACUAUGGACACUAAACGCUCAGCAAACAGGGUGUAAGAAGGCCAUCUGCCCUGAAAUCAAUUACCCGCAUUGGGGUCCGGAGGAAUCCAGAUCCACCAGCCACAUCCUCCAUGUCAGCUUCCAGACUGACGGCAACAGUUGCAGACACCUGACGACACUGACCUCAGAGAGAAACUUCAAAGAGAAGUGGCCACAGGGCGGCUCUAAAUCACUUGUUUGUCUUUGCCACCUGAUACCACAGCCUAAAGCCACCCAUCCUAUGACAUCCUUCACAUAUUAAGCGGCCUUUGGAUCAAAUGGAUAAAAAUCCUACACAGGAAGCUGACAGAGCCAAUGAACGUAAAUCCUGAUGGUGCUCCCUGAGGUUAUCACUAUUAACCCAUAAGACCACAAAAAUGACACAAAAAGUGCAGUUACUAUUGAGCUAUAAUAUUCUGUUCUAUUUAAAACGUGAUCCUAACUAAUAGUGCAGUUUAAAAAAAAUCAGAUUCAUUGGAUUUAUGGGUAAUCAGCAUCCCUGAGACAUGCUGACAACUUCAAGUGUCACCAAAUUUACCUGCUCUUCAGUCUGUCUGGAUAUGGUGCUGCAUUUAAAAACUUUGAAUAUGUGUAAAAAUAUAUUGUGUGGUAUAUUUUAUUCAUAAAAUUAUAAACUUUGAGGGGCAUUUUCCAGGAUAAGACUUCAGAAUUGUCUCAUGAUUGAGCUGUCUUAACUGAAAACAGCCUCGUUG